This is a messenger RNA of Pollicipes pollicipes, 1048 nucleotides long. RefSeq names its product COX assembly mitochondrial protein homolog. Lineage: Eukaryota; Metazoa; Arthropoda; Thecostraca; Pollicipedomorpha; Pollicipedidae. The transcript is spliced from 2 exons. The record is from RefSeq and is a predicted model, not a curated record. Gene Ontology annotation, cellular component: mitochondrion. Bases 182 to 568 code for a protein of 128 amino acids.
AGGCAAGUUGAUCGUGCCAGGCCACUGCAAGCGUUGUCAUGUUUUGAUUGUCGAGCGGGGUGCCGGAGUCGGCUGUUGUCCGGUUUUUGCCAUCAGUGGUUCGUCUUUGGUUGAAGCGGAAAGGUGCUGUCCACUCAGAGUAGGAUAUUUAGCUUUAGAUUUCUGCUUUCGUGUUCACAAGAUGAGCGAAGCGGCGGCACCGGAGCCGGCCACCGUGCUGCCAGCGCGCAUGGCCGGCGGACCACACGGGCUUGGCGACCCAGCCGACCGCUCGCUGCGCCGCGUCGAAGUCGAAGUGCUCAUCCCGAAGAUCAUGCGCGAGCGAGCGCGUAGCGACAAGUGCACCGAGCUGGCUGAGCGCUUCUCGCGCUGCUGCAGCGACAACGGGCUCACCAUGGUCUACAAGUGUCGCAACGAGAAUGACGCGCUGCGCUCGUGCCUGACGCACUGGUACGAGAAUGCCGAGUUCCGACAGGAGUGCACCGAGCGGUACCUGACCGAGCGCGCCGAGUAUCGCGCCACCGGACUCAAGGCGCGCCUCCGCCGCAAGGGCUCAGACAUGUUCUGAUGCGGCGCCGCGCGCGGCGGCCGGGAACGUAUAGAGCUGAGCCGAGCCGAGCCGGCCGUGGUGUUUGAAUGGGUCGUGAGCGAGAUUGAACCGUGAGCUAGCCGGUUCGAUCGAGCCCGGUAGGGCGCAGUGUGAGUCUGAAGAGAGUCCGCCGCAAUUGGAGAGAACCGGCGGCUUCUUGCAAGUGUCUUUCGUCUGAGACAUUUUCCUGGGGUGCGACUAUAGUAAUAACUGUGGGACUCUCCCAUAUCAAUGCGACAGGCAAUGCAGACCUGAAUAGCGUUUUCUGCUACUGCAUGGCUGGGCGCAUGGAUAACUACCAAUAAAAAGUAAUUCUUCCACCUGUCGCUUCAGUACGCUGCUGCAGCACCAAUCCACGUUUCAUGAAGUAUCACUGGUGAGACGGAUUUAUUUUCUACCACAUGUACGUGAUCAUGGCGACAAAUCAGAUGCACGAAAUAAAACCUUUUCGUGAACGAG